Molecule: messenger RNA, 552 nt
Organism: Selaginella moellendorffii
Lineage: Eukaryota; Viridiplantae; Streptophyta; Lycopodiopsida; Selaginellales; Selaginellaceae
Product: adenylate kinase isoenzyme 6 homolog
Exons: 3
Coding region: 8-529 (173 amino acids)
Cellular component (GO): cytoplasm; nucleus
Molecular function (GO): ATP binding; ATP hydrolysis activity; AMP kinase activity
Source: RefSeq, a predicted model, not a curated record
UCUCGUGAUGGGGGAAGCGAGGCGGCCGAAUCUCCUCGUCACUGGCACGCCCGGCACCGGCAAGACGUCCUUCUCGUCUCUCCUCGCCGAGGCGACGGGAUUGGCGCACAUAAAUGUGGGCGAUUUGAUCAAGGAGAAGAAGCUCUACGAUGGAUGGGACGAGAUUCUCGAAUGCCACAUUCUCGACGAGGAUCUGCUCCUGGAUGAGCUCGAGGCGAGGAUGGCCGAGGGCGGGAAGAUUGUGGAUUACCACUGCUGUUCCUUUUUCCCCGAGAGCUGGUUUGAUGCGGUCAUUGUGCUCCAGACCAACAAUUCUGUGCUCUACGAUCGUCUUACUUCCAGAGGAUACUCCGGGAAGAAGCUUGAGAACAACUUGGAGUGUGAGAUCUUCCAAGUUCUCCUCGAGGAAGCCAGAGAGAGCUAUUCUCCGAACAUCAUCCGUGCCAUGCCCAGCGACACAAUUCAAGACAUGAACAACAACGUGGAGAUCGUCCAGCAGUGGCUACAAGCUCGAACGCCAUCGCUCUAGCUAACUACUAGCUACCAGGUCUG